Tricharina praecox is the source of this 3490-nucleotide messenger RNA. RefSeq names its product fungal-specific transcription factor domain-containing protein. Gene Ontology annotation, biological process: DNA-templated transcription; regulation of DNA-templated transcription. Gene Ontology annotation, molecular function: zinc ion binding; DNA binding; DNA-binding transcription factor activity, RNA polymerase II-specific. The transcript is spliced from 7 exons. The coding region runs from base 4 to 3201 and encodes 1065 amino acids. NCBI's taxonomy places the organism in Eukaryota, Fungi, Ascomycota, Pezizomycetes, Pezizales, Pyronemataceae. The record is from RefSeq and is a predicted model, not a curated record.
UCCAUGGCGAGCAGUCCCCCCGCCGGUCAGGGCGGUUCGGGUGGCUCCAACGAUGGCGGUGGUGGUGGUGGAGGUGGAGGUUGCGGCGGCGAGGCCAUUGCUCCCCCCUCCACGCGCGUAAAGGUUCCCAUCCCGCGGUUGCGUAGAGGCAGCAAAACCCGAGAGGAUAGUUUCAUCGGCAACGCUGGCAGUCUGGGCGACGGCAAAAACAGAGUAUCGCACGCGUGCGAGCCGUGCAGACAGAGGAAGACGAAGUGUAGCGGCGAAAGACCUUGCUGUAAGCACUGUCAGGACUUCAAGAUCAGCUGCUACUACGCGGAUGGCAAACGAGACCGCGCCAAAAAUGAGAUGAUAGCACUCAAAACUCGGGUGGACAUCUAUGAGAGUCUACUGGAGCAGCUCAAGGCACAGGUGGACAGUGCUGGGCAGUUGGCCAUCACCAAGGCAUUGCAAGGUCUGCGUUCACAGGAGAGCAUAAUCCAAGUUCGAGUACAGCCUCGUGACGGCGAAUCUCUGGUUUCGGCUGGGGUCGGCUCGACGGGCUCGAUGGACCAUAUCAAAGAGGAUAUCAACAGCGACAACUCGCCCUACCCGACCGGAUACAUGGGCAAGAGCAGCGAAGUGGCUUGGAUCCAACGUGUGGCCCAGCAGCUCGCCGAGGAAGCCGAGCAGGAAUCAGCAGAUGGCGCAGGUAUCCGUACGAAAACCAGUUCCCGAAAAUCAUCCUACUCGUGCCCAUCUACUAAAAGAAUGAGCUGCGACUCAGCAAUAGUGGAUGAUGAGUAUCAAUUCCAAACGCCCGCCUACCACCUGGACGACUUGAGCGUGUCCCUCUCCGGCAGCCAGAUUGAUCCGUACCUCCUGCCCGACAAGAAGAUCGCCGAUCGGUUGAUCGAAACGUACUUCAACACCUUCCACCCGUCGUUCCCGAUCGUCUCGAAGAAGCUAUUCAUGCGCCAGUACGAAACGUUCUUCGAGACCUUCUUCCCGCCGGGAAGCUCCAGACGAUGGCUUGCCAUGCUGAACCUCAAAUUCGCUGUUGGGUCGUUGUACGCCAAGCUCAUCAACGUCGAAUGGAAGGGAGGUGACACGGAGCACCUGAAGUACUUCGGAAGGGCCAGGCUGCUGUGCCUCGACGAAGGAAGCUUACUGGAGGUUGCCGACUUGCAACAGGUCCAGAUCAUGGGGUUGACCGGAAUGUAUCUGCUGGCGAGCAACCAAACAAACAGGGCAUGGCAUGUCAAUGGUUUAGCGAUUCGCUAUGCGCAGACUCUCGGUCUUAACCUCCGUAAUGACGUUCAGAAUUUUGAUGAGGUGGAGAAGGAACUACGCGUGCGUAUGUGGUACGCGCUCUACUCGGUCGAGCACCUCCUGUGCUUCAUGACCGGUCGUCCGGCUUCGAUCCAGGACAAGGAUUGCAGUGCGCCUUUACCUCGGCCGAUGGGGGAGGGUUUCGAUGGAGCCAACGGAGCGUUGGCCUUCGAGGUGCCACUUCAACAUUUUCCAGAUCCCGAUGGUCUGAUGACUCCCUCCACAAACUCGGGGCCCGACUCGAUUACCCCUAAAUCCAGCACGCCGCCUCUACAGGGAAUCGGUUCGAAUUCCAUCAGUACACCGUCGCAUAGCACCCCUGACGCCCUGUACCUGUCGGUGGGAAUGUCCCACGCUUCGUCGGUUCCGCCCAUCCCAUCGUCUCGCGCCUCCCACACACCUUACUCCCAAUCGCCUGGAGUUCGGCCCGGCAUCCACGCUAGGUCCAGCUAUUUCCUAGAACUCACGAAACUCAAUAAGAUCACAUCGGCUGUCCUGUCGAGUCUUUACAGCGCCGACACGAUCAAACGGAGUUGGAGUGACAUCCAGGGCAUCAUAUCCACCCUCGAACUGAGUGUCAUCAAGUGGAGAGCGGAUCUACCUGCGAUAUGGGACUUUGGAAACAAGAGACAUCGGGACGUCCAAUUCGCCCGCGAGAGAAUGUCGCUAGCAUUUCAAUUUUACAACGCUCGAAUUCUUAUCAACCGGCCCUGUCUCUGUCGGUUGGAUCAGCGGAUACCGAACGAAUCGAACCGGUCACGGGAUUUCAAUCGGUCCGCCGCGGCCACGUGCAUCCUGGGUGCCCGGGAAACGAUCGCGUUGUUGCCGGAUGAGCCGAAUCCUGUCGGGCUCAUCAGCAAAUCUCCGUGGUGGUGUCUGCUGCACUACCUCGUUUCGGCCGGCGUGAUUCUCAUGGUGGAGAUAUCCAUGCGGGCAGAGCAUAACCCACAACAGGCCGAAGGACUCCUCAACGAUUCCAAGAAGGUGGUACGAUGGCUGCGGGCCAUGUCGAAGGACAAUAUUGCCGCUGAACGUUCGUUGACGGUACUCACCAAACUACUACUCAUCUCGGCGCCCAAGAUUGGCGGCGAUACGUCCGACGUCGAGAGAGAUCUCGGCGAAUCGAACUCGGCGACCACGGCCGCCAAAAAUCGGCUCAACAAUCAUGAACGCCCCAUCAACCACCUGGCCGUGCACGAUAGCGUGGCCAUGCUCGGAAUCGAAACCACGCUCGAUGAGCCCUUACACGUGCCCUCCCCGCGCUUUGCUAAUACGGAACAUCUGGGCGACGUGCAGGAUAUCUUCCGAGGACUUCUCGACGACCCAUUCCCCUUCGGCACGAUACCGAUCCAUAGCCCGUUCGACAACCUGAUGGGCAUGCCCGGCGGCGCGGCUUUCCACUCGACUGCACCCACUUCGAUGGAUGCCGCUUUCCGUACGGCACCACCGGAUUACGUCGACACGCAUGAACUCGUGUAUGCGGCGGACAAUCACCAUCCUCCUCACGACGAUGACGACAUGCACGUACAGAUGCAACACCACCACGGGCAGCACCAGCAGCACCCGCUCCAGAACCACGAUCAGCAUCACGUGCAGCACCACUGCCAACACGAGGAAGUCGGUCGAACGAACGAGCGCAUGCAAAAGAGAUUAUCGCGAGGAGUCUCGAACAUCAUCAUGCCGCCACCGCCGCAAUUUCCCAAGUGGUCGACGACGGAUGAAUACGGCAUGAGCCAUAUGGGAUCCUCGUACGACUCGGGCGUCGAGCGUGCGCGCGCCGAUCUGAUGGAGGCCAACGAAUCGAUAAAUUCCAACAAUGUCGAGUCGCCGCUAUCUGCCGAUAAGUCGAGGAAGCGCGGAGGAGAGCAGCUGGCUUGGCCCACAAUCUGAGUGUCGUCUCUUCGACAGAGUGGAGUGGGAUGUGAGAUGAAAAGUUCGUGAUGGUUCUGUGGGAGGGGCGGUUUUUUUUCUGUUUCCUUUUUUCUUCUCUUUUACUUGGUACUCGGUAUACGUGUUAAUUGCUCGGUUUAUCAUGGAGGGGGGGGGUUAUGUUUGCCGUCUCAUUUCUCGAUCCAUUUCUCGAUAUUUGUCAUGGUCCUCGUCCGCAUAUUCCCACUGCUAUACACCUCUCUCCUAUUUAUUUAUUUUUUCUUACUUUUUUUUUUUACUUUUUCGGUAA